AUGUACUCGGAUUAUUUGUUAAUCAUAUUUAUCGCAACAUGCACUGCAAUAAUCGGUGAAGCAUUAACAUAUGUACUCGUAUAUCGUAGCGAACAGUACAAACGUUUGAAGAAUGAAAUGGAACGAAAAACGAAAAAACUCGAACGAAAGAAAGAGACAACCGCUGAAGCAGAUCGUACAGCAAAGCGAAAAAUUGAUAGGGAAGAAGAGAGGUUAAAAGCAACAAAUCGAGAUAUGAGUAUGUUCAAGAUGAAAAGUAUGCUUGCAAUUGGUUUCGCUUUUACUGCACUUCUAUCUACAUUUUCCUCAAUAUUCGAAGGACGAGUGGUCGCAAAAUUGCCUUUCACUCCAAUAUCAUGGAUUCAAGGUUUUUCACAUAGAAAUCUCAUUGGAGAUGAUUAUACGGAUUGUUCAUUCAUUUUUCUAUACAUACUUUGUACUAUGACAUUAAGACAAAAUUUACAAAAGAUGCUUGGAUUUGCACCAUCUCGAGCUAUGAAUCGACAAUCACAACCGAAUUUCUUUGGUGCUGCACCAUCGUCAGCGAAUAAUUUUAGCUACCUUCGUUAA
Messenger RNA from Brugia malayi, 570 nucleotides. RefSeq lists its product as uncharacterized. The coding region runs from base 1 to 570 and encodes 189 amino acids. The transcript has 3 exons. Gene Ontology annotation, cellular component: endoplasmic reticulum; endoplasmic reticulum membrane; cytoplasm. The record is from RefSeq and is a predicted model, not a curated record. Lineage: Eukaryota; Metazoa; Nematoda; Chromadorea; Rhabditida; Onchocercidae. Gene Ontology annotation, molecular function: calcium channel activity. Gene Ontology annotation, biological process: endoplasmic reticulum calcium ion homeostasis.